This is a messenger RNA of Arachis stenosperma, 3363 nucleotides long. RefSeq lists its product as uncharacterized. NCBI's taxonomy places the organism in Eukaryota, Viridiplantae, Streptophyta, Magnoliopsida, Fabales, Fabaceae. Gene Ontology annotation, cellular component: nucleus. Gene Ontology annotation, molecular function: ATP hydrolysis activity; zinc ion binding. The record is from RefSeq and is a predicted model, not a curated record. The transcript has 16 exons. The coding region runs from base 779 to 3235 and encodes 818 amino acids.
CUAAUUUUUGCGGACGCAUGCGGCUUCUUUCAACAGCGGAACCAUUCAAUUCUCAUCAUUUUUGCAUGCAAUGAUCCUAGUUCCAUAGAUAUUUUCCAUCUUCACCCAUGGACUUCGAUUUCUUCUGCAAAUCUGUAUUUUUUUAUUUUUGUUUAUAAAUAAAAAAGAUGCAAAAUAUUUAAUUUAGCCGCUUUGAUUGUGUCUAUUGUCAUUUUUUUAAAUAAAAUUAGAUUUUUAUUUGGUGGGGUAGAGGAGAAUAGAUCUGAGAUCUUGCACGCAAAAAUGAUGUCAGUUAAUGUGUUCUAAUUUUUGCGAACGCAUGCAGUUUCUUCCAAUUGCGGAACCCAUUUAAUUCUCAUCAUUUUUGCAUGCAAUGAUCCUAAUUCCAAAGAGAUUCACCGUCUUCUCCUUGUUUCAUCUAUGGACUUGCGAUUUCUUUUGCAAAUCUGUAUUUUAUAUUUUAUUUUCGUUGAUAAAUCAAAUGAGAUGUAAAACUUUCAAUCUAGUCGUUCUGUGUUUAUCGUCAUUUUUGUUUCGAAUAAAAUUAAAUUUUUGGUUGGUGGGGAUGGAGGAAAAUGGAUCUGAGAUCUUGCAUGCAAAAAUGAUGUCAAUUAGUGGAUUCAUGGAUCAGAGGUAAGCCAGAAUCCUACUAAUUAGCUUAUAAGCAAUUUCUGGAAGUGGUAUACAUGGAGUUGCCACCGAGCCUCUCUUCAAGUCUUCCAAAUUAAUAUUGUCAUCUCCACAAAUAUUUGUAUGGAUUGCACCAAUCUAGUCAAAUAUGAGUUUUGUCCUUAAAAAGGAUCGGAAAACUAUAUGCAGUGUCAAGUCCACAAACGCGCCUACUGAACUGUCCAAUGAGUUGAACAUACAUACAAUGAGACAUAUGAAAGUAUCAGGAAUUUCCAUGUUGCCCCAGUUUUCAUUGGAUCCUGCCCCAGAAAAUUCGCAUGAAAGGCACGAGUGGAGAAGGUUCUUGGAUUUCCUGCACAAGUAUGACAUGAUUGCUAUUGCAGACUUUGAGCCAUACAAGUUUUACAUUCUGCCCCCUGCUAAAGCCUCGACAUCUACCCCAGUUAGUGUUGCCUAUCGGAUAGGCAAGACAUGCGUUGUGGAUAGUAGACCACGGGAUUGCGAAUCAGCAGGUUCGCACUUGGCUGAGGAGCAUCGCCGACCUAAUACUUCGAUGAUGAGAGGCCCAGCAAAUGGUGCAGAAGUUUGUUCCUCUGAUCCUAACUGCCCUCAAACUGAUGAUUGUGCCAACCAUUCUAUGAGUGAAACUUGUGAUGAAUUGAAAAGUAAAACUCAUAUGAAGCAGGAUAGACUCUUCGAGAAAAAUUACAUACGAGCAGACCCAAGUUACCUAAAAACUCUUGGUCAAGCUCAUUCUGGAUGGAUUUUUGGUGGGAUAGCUGAGCUUGUUGAUAAUUCAAGGGAUGCCAAAGCCUCCAAGUUGGAUAUUUUUGUAGAGAUGAUCAAGUUGAAGAAAUCUGGGAAGAAUGUUCCUAUGUUGUCAAUUAUUGAUAAUGGUCAAGGGAUGAACCAUGAUGAGAUUGUGAAAAUGGUAUCGUUUGGGCAUAAACAACCUGAUAAAGAUGUCAAGGAUCACAUUGGCAGAUUUGGCAUCGGAUUCAAGACAGGAGCAAUGAGGCUUGGGAGGGAUGUUCUUGUUCUAACCCAGACUGCUAACUCCAGAUCUUUAGCGUUUCUUUCACAAUCUUUGAAUGAAGGCAAAGAUAAUAUUGAGAUUCCAAUAGUUAGUUACUGUCGGCAAGGACAACAGGUGGAAAUUGACACAGCUGUUCAGUCUGAAGCUUUGGCAAAAAAAAAUUUGAAAGCUAUUAAGGACUUUUCACCAUUUGACAAGUAUCUAAUUGGGGAGAAGGCAGCCUUGUUUUGUGGUGCUACAGGAACACAGAUCUACAUAUGGAACCUUGAUGAAUGGGGGUCAGGUUAUUGUCUAGAAUGGCAGGAUGGACUGUUUGGUGGGAGUUCUUUCCACCAAGGCGACAUUUUUGUCCGCUCUAGAAGGAUUCGUUCUCGUCAAGGCCAAGUUAGUCUGAAGGUUCCACUAGACUUCUCGCUACGAGCUUAUUUAGAAGUCAUAUUCUUAGUUCCACGAAUGAAGAUGUUUGUUCAAGGAACACUGGUUAAAAGUCGACCACUAGCAAAAUUUCUAACAAAAACUGUCGUGGAAUCUGGUGACAUCUUGGGAAAUCCUGUUGAAUUAACUCUGGGAUAUAGUGAAUUAGAAUGGGAGCACGGAAACUGUGGAAUAUUUUUGUACUGGCAUGGUCGUUUAAUUGAGGCUUACAAGAGAGUUGGUGGUAUGAUCCAUAGUGCAGAUGUAGGGCGGGGUAUAAUUGGUGUCAUAGAUGUGACCAAUUUAAUGGAUGAUAAGGAUGGCCGUGUUUGGGUGCAUAACAACAAGCAGGGAUUUCAAGACUCUGAGUCAUAUGCGCUACUUGAGGAGUGGCUUGCGAAAAAAGCAGAUGAAUACUGGGACAAAAAUUUUGAUUCACUUAAGUUGCAUAAAGAUAAUUGUAUCUACAAACCUGAUUCCGAAUGGGUGCAAUGUGACAAGUGCAGAAAGUGGAGAAUGUUACCUCAUAACUAUGACGUCGAAAAAUUACCUAUGCAAUGGUUCUGCUAUAUGCAGCCUUUUGGGGGUCAAUGUUCAGAUGAAGAACAAAAGAUGGCACCUGGCACAGUUAAUCUUUCCGAUAAGCGUUCAGGAUAUGACUGCAAGCCUAAAGAUUCUGAUAGGAUAAAGGUGGAAGGUGUUAUGAAUGCCUCUGGUGAAGAUGAGAGAAGGGUGAGCUUCCAGAUUGAGGAGACCAAACCUCAGGUGUUAAAGAGGUUGAGAAGAGGACCUCCAUCUCCGAAUCAUGAGAAUGCAAAGUCUAGAUCACCUUCCUCAACAAAGCUGUAUGAAGAACAUACAGCUGAGAAGAGGGUGAGGUUUGAAAUUGAAAAGACCAAACCUUCGGCCUUACAGAGGUUGAGAAGAGGACCUCCUCCAUCUCCAAAUCAUGAGAAUUCAAAGUCUAGAUCACCUUCCUCAACAAAACUGUAUGAUGAAAAUACAGCUGAGAAGAGGGUGAGGUUUAAAAUUGAAAACACCAGACCUUCGGCCUUACAGAGGUUGGGAAGAGGACCUCCAUCUCCAAAUCAUGAGGAUUCAGAGUCUAGAUCACCUUCCUCAACAAGGCCGGGAAAGGUGCACCCACUCAGAUAGAAUUUUGCAGGCUACAAAAACCACAUGAAAAGUUGUUUAUAUUUUGUUUUAUUUUAUGUCAAUGAAUCUUGUUCGACUUGAAUUUAGUCUAUAGAUAAUAUAAAUAAAGUCUGUAUUAUAUUUCCCAA